Messenger RNA from Penicillium paradoxum, 5757 nucleotides. RefSeq names its product Arf family guanine nucleotide exchange factor SEC7. Gene Ontology annotation, biological process: regulation of ARF protein signal transduction. Lineage: Eukaryota; Fungi; Ascomycota; Eurotiomycetes; Eurotiales; Aspergillaceae. Gene Ontology annotation, molecular function: guanyl-nucleotide exchange factor activity. The transcript is spliced from 4 exons. Bases 1 to 5757 code for a protein of 1918 amino acids. The record is from RefSeq and is a predicted model, not a curated record.
AUGGCGGACACCGAACCCGGCUCCGAGCCGACCCAACCCAUCGAAAUGCCCGAGAAGCCCUUGGAGACCCCCGAUGUAUCAGCUACGCUUGACUCCGAUGAGCCCACGCUCGAGCAGACCGAACCGCAAGAACCAAUUGAGGAGCGCGGUGACGAAAUUGCUGACGUUCAGCAAGGUGAAGGAAAACCAGAGGUGCCGCCCAAGGACGAUCCUGAACAGGUCGAACAAGAACUCCAAACAGAAGGUCCGCCCACGAUUCAGGAACCACCCGCGGAGGACAACAAUGUCAUGGAGAGUAGGCUACGAUCGGACUCGCGCUCAACAACUGCUACAUUCACGACGCAGCGAUCGGGUCCGGUCAGCUCAACAGUCUUCAUUGUGACAGCCCUGGACAAUAUCGCUGCCUCGCGGGACGCCCGGAGAGAUAAAAAGUUGGAGGAUGCCACACAAGUAGCCCUGGCAAACAUCAAGCAACUCGACAGGCAAGCAGUUGAUCCGGAGCUGAUUUUCCGCCCUCUGCAUUUGGCAAGCAAGGCCCUUAGCAUUCCCCUGCAGGUAACUGCGUUGGACUGCAUUGGAAAGCUGAUCACGUACUCCUAUUUCGCAUUUCCAUCCGCCGCAACAGCGAACCAAACUACCCCCGAACAGCCUCCCCUAAUCGAACGCGCGAUUGAUGCAAUCUGUGACUGCUUCGAGAAUGAAGCUACAGCGGUUGAAAUCCAGCAGCAAAUCAUCAAGUCGCUGUUGGCGGCAGUACUAAACGACAAAAUUGUGGUACAUGGAGCUGGUCUCCUGAAAGCUGUCCGUCAAAUUUACAACAUUUUCAUCUACUCCAAAUCUAGCCAAAACCAACAGAUCGCUCAGGGGUCGCUGACCCAAAUGGUCAGCACAGUCUUCGAUCGCGUACGGGUACGACUAGACCUCAAAGAGCUCCGCAUGCGAGAACUGGAAAAGCCGUCCUCAACCCUUGAUGCAUCCGCCAGUGAUGUGGGUCAAACUUCGGAGGCAGCUUCCGUGUCUGUGGCUGAUCAGCCAGUAACCGAAGAACUCACCGCUGAGAAGCUCACACUGCAGAGUUUUGAAUCUCCCAAGGAAGUGACCAUUGUCAAUGACAAUGCACCAACUACUGUUACACGUGCUAAGCGGUCAGCAACCCGGUCGAUGUCGGGCAUUCCUGAAGAGAAGGAUGAUGAUAGCUCGGCCGAGGACGAUGUGGACGAGAUCUACGUCAAAGAUGCGUUCUUAGUUUUCCGAGCUCUUUGUAAACUGAGCCAUAAAGUUCUGACUCAUGAGCAGCAGCAAGAUGUCAAGUCUCAGAACAUGAGGUCGAAGUUACUUUCGCUGCACUUGAUCCACUAUCUCAUCAACAACCACACCGCAACCUUCCUCUCUCCUCUGGCAGCAUUGAAGAAUAGCUCAUCCAGCACGGAUGGAAUGAAUCUACUUCUAGCCGUUCGGCCCCAUCUGUGCCUGAGCUUGAGUCGGAAUGGAUCUAGCGCCGUGCCCCAUGUCUUCAAAGUGUGCUGUGAGAUUUUCUGGCUGAUGCUCAAAGACAUGAGGGUCAUGAUGAAAAAGGAGCUUGAGGUGUUCAUGAAAGAGAUUUACCUGGCUAUCCUAGAGAAGCGCGGGGCUCCUGCAUUCCAGAAGCAAUAUUUCAUGGAGAUCCUAGAGAGGCUCGGCGGCGAUCCCCGGGCCCUGGUUGAAAUCUAUCUCAACUACGACUGCGACAGAACCGCGUUGGAGAACAUUUUCCAAAAUGUCAUUGAGCAGUUGUCCCGGUAUGCAAGUGUGGCGGUUUCCACAUCAUCUUCUCAGCAGCACCAAUACCAAGAGCAACACACUAAAAUGUCGAGCAUUGGUACGGAGUGGCAUCACCGAGGUACUCUUCCUCCUUCGUUGACUAGUGCCCACAUCAUCCCUACUCCUCCGCCCUCCAUGCCACACAUUCCAGCAGAGUACGGAUUGAAACAGCAAGCUCUAGAGUGCCUGGUGGAGAUGCUGCGCUCACUGGAUAACUGGGCGGCACAGCGCAUUGAUGAACAGCCCGAGGCAGCUAUCCCGUCAAAAUCGAUGGACAACUCGCGUGAGUCCCUGGACACAAACGUGCUUGUUUCGCCACAUCCCGAGUAUUUUGAGGGUGGAACAGGCAGAUCCACACCUAUGCCUGAAGACGACCCAAGCCAAAUUGAAAAGGUCAAGCAACGCAAAAUUGCCCUCACAAAUGCCGUUCAACAAUUCAACUUCAAACCUAAGCGUGGCAUCAAGGCCUUCCUCCAGGAAGGCUUUAUUCAAUCGGAGUCUCCUGAAGACAUUGCUGGCUUCAUGAUUCGCACGGACCGCAUCGACAAAGCUAUGUUGGGCGAGUAUCUCGGCGAGGGAGAGCCGGAAAAUAUUGCGAUCAUGCACGCAUUUGUAGAUUUGAUGGACUUCACAAAGCGACGCUUCGUUGAUGCGCUACGCUCGUUUUUGCAGCAUUUCCGCCUGCCGGGUGAAGCCCAAAAGAUUGACCGUUUUAUGCUCAAGUUUGCCGAAUGUUACACGACUCAGAACCCCAAUGCCUUUGCCAAUGCUGACACCGCGUACGUACUUGCGUAUUCGGUGAUUUUACUUAAUACGGAUCAGCACAGUUCAAAAAUGAAGGGCCGCCGCAUGACCAAGGAAGAGUUCAUCAAGAACAACCGUGGCAUCAAUGACAAUCAAGACUUGCCACCGGAGUACCUUGGGGCUAUCUUUGAAGAGAUUGGAAGCAAUGAGAUUGUGCUCUAUACCGAGCAGGAACAUGCUGCCAACCUGAACACCCAACCUUCAGCCUCAACUGGUCUUGCCACCAGAGCCGGGCAGGUUUUUGCCACCGUGGGACGGGACAUACAGGGCGAGAAAUACGCACAGGCUUCCGAGGAAAUGGCCAACAAAACCGAACAGCUCUACCGUUCUCUCAUUCGAGCUCAACGCAAGACAGCAGUCAAAGAUGCGCUCUCGCACUUCAUUCCCGCAACCUCGGAGCGUCAUGUUGGAUCAAUGUUCAACGUCACAUGGAUGUCUUUCCUAUCUGGUCUGUCCGCACCAAUGCAGGAUACAUCCAAUCUGGAAACCAUUCGGCUUUGCAUGGAGGGGCUCAAGCUGUCCAUCCGCAUCAGCUGUGCCUUCGAUCUGGAGACCCCUCGUGUGGCUUUUGUGACUGCUUUGGCAAAGUUUACCAACCUAGGAAAUGUGAGGGAAAUGAUGGCCAAGAAUGUCGAGGCCUUGAAGGCCUUGCUCGACAUCGCCUUCACCGAGGGUAACCACCUUCAAGGCUCGUGGCGGGAUGUUUUGACAUGUGUCAGUCAACUUGAUCGACUACAACUGUUAAGCGAUGGUGUUGAUGAGGGAUCACUCCCUGAUGUUUCAAGGGCACCGUCAUCAGCAGAUACUUCCCGCAGAUCUAUGCAAAGUACACGCCGCGCUCGUCCGCGCUCUGUGAAUGGGCUAAGUGCGUUCCGUCCAGAAAUUGCCAUGGAGAGCCGUUCGGCAAACAUGAUUCGUGGUGUAGACCGUAUCUUCACUAACACUGCCAAUCUGUCGCAUGAGGCCAUCAUCGACUUCGUUCGGGCUUUGAGCGAGGUCAGCUGGCAAGAGAUUCAAUCUUCCGGUCACACUGACUCGCCCCGAACAUACAGCCUGCAGAAACUGGUCGAGAUUAGUUACUACAACAUGACUCGCGUCAGGAUUGAGUGGUCUAAGAUUUGGGACGUUUUGGGUCAACACUUCAAUCAAGUUGGCUGCCACUCCAACACUGCGGUUGUCUUCUUUGCAUUGGACUCACUCCGUCAACUUUCAAUGCGAUUCAUGGAGAUUGAAGAAUUACCAGGCUUCAAGUUCCAAAAAGACUUCCUCAAACCCUUUGAGCAUGUGAUGGCAAACAGCACGACUGCUGCUGUCAAGGAUAUGAUUCUGCGAUGUCUAAUCCAGAUGAUCCAGGCCCGUGGCGACAAUAUCCGUUCGGGAUGGAAGACCAUGUUUGGUGUUUUCACGGUUGCAGCACGGGAGCCUUAUGAGUCGAUCGUAAACAUGUCAUUCGACCAUGUCACCCAGGUUUACAAUACCCGGUUUGGCGUAGUGAUCACCCAAGGUGCAUUUGCAGAUCUCAUCGUUUGUCUGACUGAAUUCUCAAAGAACUCUAAGUUCCAAAAGAAAUCGUUGCAGGCAAUUGAAACUCUCAAGUCCACUGUCACUAAGAUGUUGCGCACCCCGGAGUGCCCCCUAUCACAUCGCGGUGCCUCAGUGACCACCUUCCAGGACAAUGGAACGAAUCUUGCCAAGCAACUUACACGUCAAUCACAGGAGGAGCAGUUUUGGUAUCCGAUUUUAAUUGCGUUCCAAGAUGUCCUCAUGACGGGUGAUGACCUCGAAGUCCGCUCACGAGCACUCACAUACCUCUUUGAUACGCUGAUCCGACAUGGUGGCGAUUUCCCCAGGGACUUUUGGGAUGUUCUCUGGAGGCAGUUGCUCUGUCCGAUCUUCGUGGUCCUACAGUCUAAGUCGGAAAUGUCCAAGGUGCCGAACCAUGAGGAUCUUUCGGUAUGGCUAUCCACCACGAUGAUCCAGGCCCUGCGAAACAUGAUCACUCUUUUUACGCACUAUUUUGAUGCUUUGGAGUACAUGCUGAGCCGGUUUUUGGAACUGCUGACAUUGUGUAUCUGUCAAGAAAAUGACACAAUCGCACGCAUCGGCAGUAAUUGUCUGCAACAGUUGAUUUUGCAGAACGUCACCAAAUUCAAGCAGGAACACUGGUCCCAGAUCGUCGGUGCAUUCGUGGAGCUCUUCAGCAAGACGACGGCCUAUGAACUUUUCACAGCUGCUGUGUCGAUGCCUAGACCAGCCGAAACAGUGAAUGCAGAUCACGCACAGUCUUCGGAUGCCGCUAUAGCUACAGGGGACUUGCCUGGUGCUCUGCAGCCUAAUGGAUCCCAAAGCACAGCAUCUCUCCAUGAAAAUGGGGAUCCUCCCGUGCAAAGUGAAGCCCGCGCUGAAUUAGAAGAUUAUCGGCCUCAAUCGGAUCAGCAACAACCUGCGGCUGUCACUGCAGCUCGACGUCGUUAUUUCAAUCGCAUCAUCACGAAUUGCGUUCUACAGCUUCUUAUGAUUGAGACAGUUCACGAACUUUUCUCGAACGAAAAUGUAUAUGCACAGAUACCUAGCAAUGAGCUCCUCCGGCUCAUGGGAUUGCUGAAGAAGAGUUAUCAGUUCGCAAAGAAGUUCAACGAAGACAAAGACCUGCGAAUGCAACUUUGGCGCCAGGGCUUCAUGAAGCAACCUCCUAAUCUAUUGAAGCAGGAGAGCGGCAGUGCCUCCACCUAUGUGCAUAUUCUGUUCCGGAUGUACCACGACGAGCGAGAGGAGAGACAGAGCAGUCGCACAGAAACUGAGGCUGCACUCAUUCCGCUUUGUGCGGACAUUAUUCGGAGUUUCGUCCGUCUCGAAGAGGAUACCCAGCACCGCAACAUCGUAGCUUGGCGUCCGGUGGUUGUCGAUGUCAUUGACGGGUACACCAACUUCCCGCAGGAUGACUUCAAUAAGCAUAUUCAGACAUUUUACCCACUCGGGGUUGAGUUGCUCAGCCGUGAUCUCAACCCGGAAAUCCGCGUUGCUCUUCAAUCUCUACUGCGCCGGAUCGGCGAGGUCCGACUGGGUAUUGCUCCGCCCAAUCCCCUGGACGCUCCUAUUAGCCCGCGCAGCUCCGUUUCCCAGAAGGCCUCGCGCCGCGAUAGCCAGGUCUGA